UGCAGCCGAGCCACUCAGCACAGCGACAGAGAGAGUCAGGAGGAGAGAAGGGGCAGGUGCGAGGCAGCAGCCCUCGCUGGGAGCGGGGAGAGGAGGACCCCUCCUGCAGGACUCCAGCUACGUCUGGAAGGAGCCCGAGGCAUCCUUGUCAAUUUUCAUUCUCAGGACCAAGCCCGUGUGCCGUGCCAUGCAGUGAGAAACAGCUUUGCGCGAAGAGGGAUUUUCCCUUCCCAGAUGCACUCCUCACCAGCCAGGUAAAGUCACACAGAUGCUCCCAGGGGAACAGAGCUGCUGAAUGACUGUGUGCGAGGCAGAAGUGAGCUGCCUAAAAAGAAUCUCAUCGAGGCCAUUUGAGAGCAUCUGCACUCAGGACUCAAGGCCACACUCGGACCCUUGCUGGGCCCGUGGACUGUGCUCGUGUCCUGCUCACCGGCGGACGCCUGUGCUCAGGACCCUUGAGGCAGGGCCCAGCGUGAGGGGCGGGAGGAGGCCCAGCAUGGGUUUCCAGGCACCAGGGCCGCUCAGUCCUUGGCAGUGGCUGUUGCUGCUAGUGGCCCUCAAGGGUUCCAAAGCAACGUCUGAUUUGAACAAACCCACGGAUUCCAUGGCCCAGCAGGAGCCUGGGGCUGGGUUUGCUGCUUCGGGCCCGGCUCUGGGUGAGAUCACUGUCUUUGCACUGGACUAUGACUACGUGCAAGUCCCCUAUGAAGUCACCCUCUGGAUCCUUCUAGCUUCCCUCGCAAAAAUAGGCUUCCACCUCCACCACCGGCUGCCAGGCCUCAUGCCGGAAAGCUGCCUGCUCAUCAUUGUGGGGGCUCUGGUGGGGGCCAUCAUUUUUGGCACCGACCACAAAUCGCCUCCGGUCAUGGACUCCAACAUCUAUUUCCUGUACCUCCUCCCUCCCAUUGUCCUGGAGAGCGGCUACUUCAUGCCCACUCGGCCCUUCUUUGAGAAUAUUGGCUCCAUCCUGUGGUGGGCAGGCCUGGGGGCCCUGGUCAACGCCAUGGGCAUCGGCCUCUCCCUCUACCUCAUCUGCCAGAUCAAGGCCUUUGGCCUCAGCGAUGUCAACCUGCUUCAGAACCUGCUGUUCGGCAGCCUGAUCUCCGCCGUGGACCCGGUGGCCGUGCUGGCUGUGUUCGAGGAGGCGCGCGUGAACGAGCCGCUGUACAUGAUGAUCUUCGGGGAGGCCCUCCUCAAUGACGGCAUCAGUGUGGUCUUAUACAAUAUACUAAUCGCCUUCACAAAGAUGCACAAGUUCGAAAGCAUAGAGCCUGUCGACAUUUUGGCUGGAUGUGCCCGAUUCAUUAUUGUGGGGCUUGGGGGAGUCUUUUUCGGCAUUGUUUUUGGAUUCGUUUCUGCGUUUAUCACACGUUUCACUCAGAAUAUCUCUGCAAUUGAGCCGCUCAUCGUCUUCAUGUUCAGCUAUUUGUCUUACUUAUCGGCUGAGACCCUCUACCUCUCAGGCAUCCUGGCCAUCACGGCCUGUGCGGUGACCAUGAAAAAGUAUGUGGAAGAGAACGUGUCCCAGACGUGGAACUGGGCCUUCGUGGGCUUCACGCUGGCCUUCUGCCUGGUCUGGAGAGCCAUCAGCGUGUUUGCUCUCUUCUAUGUCAGUAACCGGUUCCGGACCUUCCCCUUCUCCAUCAAGGACCAGUGCAUCAUUUUCUACAGCGGCGUUCGAGGAGCUGGCAGCUUUUCGCUGGCAUUUCUGCUGCCUCUGUCUCUUUUCCCUAGGAAGAAAAUGUUUGUCACGGCUACUUUAGUAGUUAUAUAUUUUACUGUGUUUAUUCAGGGAAUCACAAUUGGCCCUCUGGUCAGAUAUCUGGAUGUUAAAAAAACCAAUAAAAAAGAAUCCAUCAAUGAAGAGCUUCACAUCCGUCUGAUGGAUCACUUGAAGGCGGGAAUUGAAGAUGUGUGUGGGCAAUGGAGCCACUACCAAGUGCGAGACAAGUUUAAGAAGUUUGAUCACAAAUAUUUACGGAAAAUCCUAAUCAGAAAGAACCUGCCGAGGUCCAGCAUCGUUUCCUUGUACAAGAAGCUGGAAAUGAAGCAAGUCCUUGAGAUGGCGGAGACCGGGGCCCUGAGUGCCACAGCCUUCUCCAGGCCCCACCAGGCCCAGCAGACACAGGGAACCAAGAGGCUUUCCCCUGAAGACGUGGCGUCCAUGAGGGACCUUCUGAUGCACAACAUGUACCAAGUGCGGCAGAGGACACCGUCCUAUAACAAAUACAGCCUCAAACCCCGAGCAGCUGAGAAGCAGGCUAAAGAGAUCCUGACCCGCCGCCAGAACACCUUACGCGAGAGUAUGAGGAAAGGCCACAGCCUGCCGUGGGGAAAGCCGGCCGGUGCCAAAAACAUCCGCUACCUCUAUGUGGACAGCAGUGAUUCGGAACUCUCCUUCAUCAUGUUCAACGCACACUCUCCAACACGGUCGCUUCAGGAGAGACCACGGACACAACAAAUAACCACAAGGAAGAGUUUAAACAGAGGAGGGAAGCCGUCCGGCUCUGGCUAUCAAACAAGUCCAAGCCAAGAAGAGCAUGUUGGCCGGAGCAAAAGGGCUUUGAGGCCCAAACCGCUGUUUCACACUGUGGAUGAGGAGCGUGGAUCUGGAGAAGAGAGUGGGGAAGAGGCCUCAGCCCCGGGCACCAGAGGGUCGGCUGAGCACAGGAGGGAGCGCCGCAGGUCUUGCAGCCCUUUGCUCCGAAAGAAAUAGUCGUGUUGCACACAGGGUGCUCGCGUGCUUCGCCCAAGCCAUCUCCCUGUUGUGUGGGUGGAGGGUUUUCAGAAUUCUGAAGAAAGCUACUGAGUUUGCUUUUCUGAAGCUGUGAGUCAGGCAUCUGUAAGAGGCAGGGCGUUUCUGAGGACGGGAGCACUAACUUGCAGGCGGUGUCAUAUUCUUAGCUGGUAUACUUUGUAGAUGCUUUCCUGUGAGUCAAAGACCUUUAUCACCCCAGAAAUUAUUCACUAAGAAUUUCUAAGAGUGUGUGAUCCAUUUAAUUUAUUGAGAUGCAAUGCUUCACAAUAUGCACGUACAACUUACAGUCAAGGUAGCCCUCAGAGGAGCCCUAGAAAUAUUCUGACCCAACUCCGUGAGGUUACAAAUGAGGACAUCUUGCCCAAGGUCAUGUGGUGAGUUGCUGCUUCACAAGCUAAUUGACCUCCCUUCCAGGAGAAUGCAUUUGAUUUUAAUUUUGAUACGCACUAUUCAGUAAUUAUGGGGAGAGGUAAAACUUAUCAUAGCAUUGCUAUACUUAAUCAGUAGCAACAAUAGAUACAGACUAAAGAAUUAACCUACAGACAAUGAGCUUGUCUAUAUUAUAAUUAGAAUAUUUCUUUCAAAAACAAAUAUUAGAAACAAAAUAGCCAUAAUCAGGCUUUAAAUAGCAAUUAUAUACCAGGUAUUUAUUAGAUGUGCAUUUUUAAGGUAUGGUAUUUUGCUCUAAGGAUUGAAACUAUUCUCCAACUUAAUUUUCCAUCUUCAUUGACCCCAAACUUGACCUUGAACCUCACACUCCAGCCCAUCAACUAUGUUAGAUGGCUUUAUCUUUCCUUCCUCUCUCCUCUCUCUCCUCUUUUCUGUCUUCUGGCCACCGAGAUAUUUAAGGUUUAUGAAGUACUAUUUAUUGUGCCAAUGGCUAGUCUAUAAAGAUAAGUUAACCAUCUGUCCUUUAUCACUGCUAUUGUUGACAUCUCUGAGCAUCACCAACUGACUUAACCGUGCAUCUUUCAAGGUCGCCCAGUUCCCCAGAGCCUUGUCCUCUGGUGUUACCCGUGCCAGUGGCUGAUGAAAAUGCAGGACUUCCCACAGGUUUAUAGUUUGUGAAUGGCACUCACUCAGGUUCGGCUGCAGUGGUAGAAAUGGCAAAGGAACCAUUUGUCUUUCUUCUUCUGAAUCUAAAAUACAAGACUGCUUCCAAGUUGUCUAAAUAUUUGCAUCUUAAUAAAAUUGUAUACUACCACAUACUAGCAAUCAGCCCAAAGGGACAAAGCACAUAUAAGACCCAGGGAUCUCUGGGCUUUUCUUUUUAUUUAAACAAACCAGCAGUCAAAGCCACA
Molecule: messenger RNA, 4059 nt
Organism: Myotis davidii
Lineage: Eukaryota; Metazoa; Chordata; Mammalia; Chiroptera; Vespertilionidae
Gene: SLC9A4
Product: solute carrier family 9, subfamily A (NHE4, cation proton antiporter 4), member 4
Biological process (GO): sodium ion transport; regulation of pH; proton transmembrane transport
Cellular component (GO): membrane
Molecular function (GO): sodium:proton antiporter activity
Source: RefSeq, a predicted model, not a curated record